Messenger RNA from Salvia miltiorrhiza (redroot sage), 1807 nucleotides. Its product is annotated as probable aspartic proteinase GIP1. Gene Ontology annotation, molecular function: aspartic-type endopeptidase activity. The transcript has a single exon. Gene Ontology annotation, biological process: proteolysis. The record is from RefSeq and is a predicted model, not a curated record. Bases 299 to 1606 code for a protein of 435 amino acids. NCBI's taxonomy places the organism in Eukaryota, Viridiplantae, Streptophyta, Magnoliopsida, Lamiales, Lamiaceae.
AAUCAAAUGUAUUAAAUUCACCCCACUGACACAUAACAUGUUACAUGUGCUCGUCUACUUGAAAGUCUACAAACGAGCAUAAUAUAUAUUUUAAAGAAACACUAAACUGCAUAUAUAUAUAUAUAUAUAUAUAUAUAUAUAUAUAAUGCAAAAUCUUAAAAAUUAAAAAAAAAAGUCACAAGCAACAUAAAUAAAAAAUAAAAAAAAUCAGAUGUCAAAGUGUGAAAUUCCUAAGUCUUAAAACCAAUACUAUAAAUGCAUGUUAUCCUAGCAACCAAAAAGGCACCCAUAAAAAAAGAUGUCAACCCCGCUUAUUGCAACCACCUUACUAGUUGUUGCAAAUUUAAUUUCCUUCCAAUCUUGUUGGGCUGAAUCAGCAACCCUCUUCAGCCCCAUAAGAAAAGAUGAAAGCAGCAACUUAUACAGCAUGUUGAUUUACAUGAAAACCCCUCUACAGGCGUCGCAGCUCCACCUCGACUUAGGCUCCUUCCUGCCGUGGUACGACUGCAGCCGCCACUACAAGUCGUCGUCGUACGCUCCCGUCAUCUACAACUCCUCGCUCUGCAUCGAUCUCCACACCAACGUCUACGGCAAUUGUUUCGACAAACCGCGCCCCGGUUGUGCCAACGACACUUGCUUCGAUUUCCCGCAGAACCCGGUCACGCUCAAGGGCGGAAUGGGCAGUAUCAUCACCGACAAAUUCACACUCCCAUCCAUCAACACCAACACCAACACCUCACCCCUGCAGAUAGUGCUUUCCUGCACCUUCCCCAAUAAGUACUCCAAGAUCUAUCGAGGUCUUGCCAAAGGCUCAGCCGGUUUAGCAUCUCUAGGCCGCUUCAACUAUUCCCUUUCUGCCCUCAUCGCCCGAGGCUCCAAUUCCCCAUGGAUUUUCGCCCUUUGUCUCCCAAAUUCAUCAAAUUCAACUGGCAUUGCUCUCUUCAAUUCAGCGGGGCCUUACAAUUUCUCUCCCAGAAUCGACGUUUCAAAGCUGCUUUCUUACACUCCGUUAAUCUUGGCUGCCAAAGGAGCCGAGACAGAUACUAUGUACUGGUACAAAUCGCCGGAGUAUUACGUGGGGCUAUAUUCAUUCCGGGUCGGGGGCAAAGUCGUAAAUUUGAAUCAAACCCUUCUAGCCCUCGACGAUCUCGGGCGCGGUGGGGCCAAGAUCAGCAGCUCGAGGCCGUAUUCCGUGCUGCAGAGCUCAAUCUAUAAGGCGUUGGUGGAUGCGUUCGUUAAGGAAUCUGCUAGCCUAAACCUCACCACAUCCGCACCGGUGGGGCCCUUUAGUGUGUGCUUUGAAGCGGAUAAGGUUCCGACCACGAGCGUCGGGCCGGUUGUUCCAGCCAUCGAUCUCGUUUUCCCGAGAAGCAAGAAUUUUUGGAGAAUUCAUGGGUCGAAUUCGAUGGUGAGGAUGAAGAAUGCGUGGUGUUUGGGUUUCGUGGACGGCGGUGGGGAACCGAGGACGUCGGUUGUGAUAGGUGGGCAUCAGAUUGAGGAUAAUUUGUUGCAGUUUGAUUUGGAGAGAGAGAGGUUGGGAUUUAGUUCGUCGCUGCUUCUGAAAAGCACUACAUGCGCCAGUUUCGACUUCAAAAGCAAUUACUAGUUUAAUUUAACAAAAGAAAACGAAAAAUAAUUGGAUCUGUAGUUGCUGGGAAUAAGUGGAACAUAAAUAAAUAUGAAAUGCUGUGAUUUUUUACUUCUGAUGUAUUGGGAAGAUGAGUUUGGUCUGAGAAGUGUUAAUUGAAUGGAAGGUUGACAGGCUGUUAUUUACUCGUGUUAAUUUAUUGGAAUUUUCUUUUUCAAA